This is a messenger RNA of Vidua macroura (Pin-tailed whydah), 2065 nucleotides long. It is a transcript of the gene NAF1, whose product is annotated as nuclear assembly factor 1 ribonucleoprotein. The transcript has 8 exons. Gene Ontology annotation, biological process: box H/ACA snoRNP assembly; ribosome biogenesis; pseudouridine synthesis. The record is from RefSeq and is a predicted model, not a curated record. Gene Ontology annotation, cellular component: sno(s)RNA-containing ribonucleoprotein complex. Bases 14 to 1783 code for a protein of 589 amino acids. Gene Ontology annotation, molecular function: RNA binding. Lineage: Eukaryota; Metazoa; Chordata; Aves; Passeriformes; Viduidae.
GCGUGGCGCGGGAAUGGAGGGGCAGCUGGAGAGCUCGGCCGUGGAGCCGGGCGGGCAGCCGGCGGUGGAGCGGGAAGUGGUGGAGCAGCUGGAGAACUCUGCCGUGGAGCCGGGCGGGCAGCGGGAAGUGGUGGAGCCGGGAGGGCAGCGGGAAGUGGUGGAGGUGAUGGAGAACCCGGCCGUGGAGCUGGGCGAGCAGCGGGAAGUGAUAGAGCAGCUGGAGAGCCCGGCUGGGGGGCUGGGAGGGCAGCGAGAGGUGGUGGAGCAGCUGGAGAACCCGGCUGUGGGGCUGGGAGGGCAGCGAGAGGUGGUGGAGCAGUUGGGCAGCCUGGCCAUGGGGCCGGGCGGGGAGCAGGAGGUGGUGGACCAGCUGGAGGACCUCGCCGUGGAGUCGGGCCAGCAGCGGGAGGUGGUGGAGCAGCUGGAGAGCCUAGCUUUGGAGCCGGGCGGGCAGGGGGAGAACCUGGCCUUGGGGCCGGGCGGGCAGCUGGAGGUGGUGGAGCAGCUGGAGAAGCCGGCCGUGGGGCCAGGCGGGCAGCUGGAGGUGGUGGAGCAGAUGGAGAGCCUGCCCGUGGGGCCGGGCGGGCAGCGGCAGGCCGACCAGGAGAUGGUGCAGAGCCCUGCGGAGGGCGGUGGGGAAGUCCAAGCCCCUCUGCCCUCAGCCGCGGGACCGGCCCCCGCCUGGCCCCGCUCUCCCGUUGCCGCCGUGCCCUCGUCGGACUCGGACAGUGAUACAGAUUCAGAUAGUUCAUCAACUACACUCUUCUCUUCAUCUUCAUCAGCAGUAUCUGAUGAAGAUGAUCAUCCAAAUGAGAAGGAAAACAGGUCUUACUGUCUUAGGACAAAGGAUGAGUUGCCUAUUGAUAAACUGCCUCCUGUUGAAGACUUAGCAAUAAUUCUUCCAGAUAAUGUUGAACUGAAGCUCUUUGGGACAGUUUCCAGCGUCAUUGAGCAGCUAGUAAUAAUUGAAUCACUGAGAGGCCUACCUCCAAUAAAUGAGGAAAGCAUAAUUUUUAAAGAAGAUCGGCAAGCAGUAGGAAAGAUAUUUGAGAUAUUUGGUCCUGUGUCACAUCCUUUUUAUGUGAUAAGAUUUAACAACUCUGAGCAUAUCAAAGAGAAAGGUAUUAAUGUGCAAGAUAGCAUGUAUUUCGCUCCAUCAGUAGAGGACUUCACCCAGUAUAUAUUUGCAGAAAAACUAAAACAGGAAAAAGGUUCAGAUGCGUCUUGGAAGAAUGACCAAGAACCACCACCUGAAGUUUUGGAUUUCAGUGAUGAUGAAGAAGAAAGAGAGGCAAAACAGAAGAAAAAGAAGCCUCAAAGUCAAGGAAGGAAGAAAGUCAGAUCAGAAACAGUUCCAUCAAGUGAGAAUAAAGAACUUCAUUACCCAGUGCAACAGCCUGCUUCAACUUACUCAAGGGGAUACCGUGGCAGAGGGUUCUCCAGAGAUCUAUAUCCUCCUCCAUCAGGCCCUCGAGGGUUUUUCAGACCGCAAGUAAGACCACCACAGCUGUACUUUUCAGACUGGAGAAUACACCAGGAACCACCAGUGCUUCCACCACCUCAUAGAAGAGAAAAUGCAAUGAUGCAACAGUAUGCAUUUCCUCCUCCAGAUUUUGGUUAUGUCAGUGAUUGGCAUCGAUUCCACCCUCCACCUUCAAAUAUGAAUAUGAUGUGGACAGGCCCAAACAUGUACAAUUUAUCCUAUUCAUUUCUGCCGCCACCACCACCACCGCCGCCACCACCUCCUCCAGACAGCCAUCCUCCUCAGUUCAGGCCCUACUGAGAUUUCAUAUGGGUCCAUGUAGAGCACUGCAGUUUACAGGGAGAAAGAACAGCCUGCCAGGACUGCAUUCCCUUAUUUUGCAGAUGCUUUUACUGCAGCGGUAGAACAAAUGCGAGUUUUGUGCUUUGUGGGACAUCUUUAAGAAAUUAUUUUUUUCUAUGUAUGUGUUCUGUUUCCAAAAAGAAAUUUAUAAUAUAAAAGUAACUGAAUAUUGAGUAAUAGUUUAUUUUUAUAGUAUCUUCUACUUUAAAAUGAUAAAUAAAUGCCUUUUGGAGAUUGGUA